This is a messenger RNA of Drosophila sechellia, 2771 nucleotides long. Its product is annotated as tetratricopeptide repeat protein 14 homolog. The transcript has 8 exons. Bases 1 to 2619 code for a protein of 872 amino acids. Gene Ontology annotation, molecular function: protein binding. NCBI's taxonomy places the organism in Eukaryota, Metazoa, Arthropoda, Insecta, Diptera, Drosophilidae. The record is from RefSeq and is a predicted model, not a curated record.
AUGAACUUCGAUUAUAUCGGCCAGGCCCUGGGCUACCACGGCCAGCCGCUCCAAAAGAUCUGGGACGACGAGCGCGGCGUGGACGACCUGCGACUGAUGGGCCUCACCCAGGUGAACUACGGGGUCUACCAGGAGCGGCAGAAGUACUUCACCUUCCAGGAGCGGGCCAAGCGAUUGAAGAUGCACCAGUUUCUGGCUAGGAAGGCCACCGAUUUGUAUGAUCGCACGCUGGUGGCCAAUGUCAUGGAGGAUUCCCUGCUGGCACAAGGCAACACAUACAUGACGCAGAUGGCCCCCUUCGAGUUCUUCCUCAAUCUGAAGGACAAACGCAAGGGAUGGGCGCACCGACUGUCCGCGCUGAAGCAGGGCGACAUCAUCUACACGCAGGUGACAAGGCUGGCCAGCGGCAACCGGCUCAUAGUGAAGCCACUCUGCACUGCUGAGCCCAAACACGCCUAUUUGGCUGACAUUCCCAUAAAGGCCGUGAUUCUGCAGGACUUCUGGGGUCCCUUGUCCCUGGACAAGCAGGGCAAUCCGCGCAGCUUCAUCCAGAAUGACAUCUUGCGCUGUGAGAUCAACAACAUAUCCGCGGAUACCGAGCGUCUCUCUUUGAACAUGAUAGGCAUGUUCAACAAGGUGCCGGAUUUAAAGUUUGGUCUCUGUGACUUUAAGGAGUUGCCCAAGUAUUAUAGUAAAAUCCAUAACGUGGAUCAUCCAUCUGCGUCUCACUACGAGGAUGAGCUAAACAAAGCCUUAGAGUUUGAAAAUCCCAACUACGAUUUGCUGUUCCAAUUGGACGGACUGCAGCCAAACGAGAAUCUGUCACUGAUGUCAUAUCUAAGGGCGGGAUUCCCGGACGAGGAGAGCGCCGCGGAGCUGCGGCAGAAGCAGGCCUCCCAGUGGGCCUUCCGCUCCGUGGCUGAUGGCAUCGAACACUUUAAGAACGGCCAACAGGUCGAGGCCUUUCAGUGCCUGAACAAGGCCUUAAACAUUGAUCCGCGCAAUGUUGAGGCGCUGGUGGCACGCGGUGCCCUCUACGCGAAUCGCGGCAGCUUUCUUAAAGGGCUGCAGGACUUUGAGAAGGCUCUGCACCUGAACAAGUAUCACGUGAACGCGCGCAAGUACAUGGGCGAAACGCUGGUGGCUCUGGGUCGCAGCUACGAAGAGGAGAAUCGCAUAGCUGAAGCAGUUAAGGCCUAUAGCGAUUGCCUAAAUCUGCUGCCGCUGCACGAAGAGGCACGCCAGUCCUUGGACGCACUGCAUCUAAGUGGAGACGGUAAGCGUAGAAUAAGCACUGAGCCGUUCAACAUGACCGGUGGCCACUCCUCAGACGAGUCCUCCUCAUCGAGUGCCAGUGAUAGUGAAUGCGAAGAUUCGGCUGGAAAGGCCAAGUCAAACAUUAGUCAGCCCUUCUAUGCCCAACAAAAGCUAAAACAAUCGGGAGAUGAAAAGUUGGCCGUCAUUGAUGCCCAUAAGGCAAAUGAGUUUCGUCUGGACGACGACGAGACCGUGUCGAGUGUGCGGAAGCUUUUGCGCGAGGCAAGCAAACACAAGAAGGCUAAGAAGAAGGGAAAGAAGAAAAAGGACAAGAAGGAGCGAAGGAGGUCCAGGACCAAGUCCGAAACGGAGGAUCCCAUUGAAUUGCUUAAGAAGAUUGACUUCCAGGAGGCCCUCAGACAAGACAACAAGCUCAUGAACAGCACCAGGAACGAUGAGGAACUCAAAGCCAAGAUCAAGAGCUAUCUAAAAGAUGGAGGAAAAGAGUCACCGCCUCCGCCGCCACCAAUGAAAAAAACAGUAGACCCAUCCAGAAUGUCAACUUUUGACAACAUGGGACCCAGCACAUCGCGUCAUGCGGCCUCCGUUGUUGGCUUUGGAGGAGCCCAGCCACCACCAGCGCCCAAGUUUCUGGGGCAAAAGAAACAUCCGGAGCCGGCACCCAAGCUCUCCUUUCAGAUCAAGAAACGACCGCUGCAGAUGGACAAGCUGGGGAUGCUGCGUCUUGCAGCGCCAGCGGAGCCACUCAAGGAAGGACGGAGCAGCAGCUCCCGCAGCCGGAGUAGGAGUAGAAGCCGCUCGCGAAGUCGCUCACGUAAUCGUCGGCUUGGAAGGAGCACGCGUUCGCCGCUCAGGAGCCGGCGUUCUGAGUCGAGGUCCAGAUCGAUUAGCCGAUCACGUUCUCGUCGCCGUCGUAGCUACUCCCGUUCGCGUAGCCCCUCGCCUCGCAGUUACGGAAAUCGCUUUGUGAUUGGACGCUACCGUAAUCGCCGAACUCGCCGUUCGCGCUCCUUUCAUCGUCGGCGGUCUCCAUCGCCCAUUUUGAAACGCCGAUCGCCUUCACCAUUUGUGCCCCGUCGCACACCAUCGCCGGCAUCCCGCUACCGACGCAGCCGAUCCCGCAGUCGCUCCCGCUCACGCAGUCGGAGUCCUCGACGCUUUCAGUCUCGCUACAUGCCGAGGGAUCGUGGCUCCGUGAAUCGCAGCAGGUACUCCUGGUACAAUCCGCAUAAACACAGUGUAUCCCGCACCGUGGAGCCAAAUGGCAACGAUGAGAGGGCAGCUACUCCGCCGAAAAAGGGUUUUGCUGACGAUAGAUCUGGACGAGAAGAAAGGGCGUAAACAGGGCCUCGCCUACCAGUCUUAAGUUUCCUUUUAGCUGAUAGGGUACAUUUGAUUUGAUAUUCAAAUUUGUAAAACGCUCCCUUUGGGAAUGGUUCUUUGGCCACUAAAUAAAGAUGCUUGCGAAGCGAAUUUAUUACAAACUAUAAAAA